AUGUCGCGGAUUUUCAGCAGAAGAAUCAGCGAAUUUGCAGCCAGGGCACAUGUGCCUGCUGAAUUAACCAGCCGGACUCCUCCCUACGAGACGCUCUUGACCAAGCUCGAGUCUGCCCGCAAGAUCUUGGAUCGCCCGCUCACCUACGCGGAAAAGAUACUCUAUGCGCAUUUGACCAACCCCGAAGAGUCGCUAUCUGCAUUGCCUUCUAACCGCGUUCGCGGGGAGGCUUAUCUCAAACUAAAUCCUGACCGGGUUGCCAUGCAAGACGCCUCUGCACAGAUGGCCCUUUUGCAGUUCAUGACCUGCGGCAUGGCUGAGACCGCAGUGCCCGCUAGCAUCCACUGUGAUCACCUUAUCGUAGGCAAAGAAGGUGCUGAGACAGACCUGAAGGCAGCUGUGGCCACCAACAGCGAGGUUUUCGACUUUUUGGAGUCUUGUGGUCGCAAGUACGGUAUUCAGUUCUGGGGACCCGGAUCAGGUAUCAUUCACCAGAUCGUCUUGGAAAACUUUUCGGCUCCCGGCCUGAUGAUGCUCGGUACAGACUCACACACCCCUAAUGCUGGUGGUCUGGGUGCUAUUGCCAUUGGUGUAGGCGGUGCGGACGCCGUCGAUGCACUCACUGGCACCCCGUGGGAGCUCAGAGCGCCCAAUAUCCUUGGUGUCAAACUCACCGGUCAGCUGUCGGGCUGGGCUUCUCCUAAGGAUGUAAUCACCACUCUUUCAGGUAUUUUGACCGUUCGCGGUGGCACUGGCUCUAUCAUCGAAUACUUUGGCGAAGGUGUUCAGACUCUUAGCUGCACCGGUAUGGCUACCAUCUGUAACAUGGGUGCUGAAGUAGGUGCUACCACAUCUACCUUCCCCUUCACCGAAAGCAUGCGUCGUUAUCUUGCUGCCACUCACCGUGGCCCCGUCGGUGAGCUUGCUGCUGAAGUUAAUGGAAAGACUGGGUUGCUGCAGGCCGACGAGGGUGCCGAGUACGACCAGAUCGUCGAAAUCAACCUUUCCGAGCUCGAGCCGCAUAUCAACGGACCUUUCACCCCUGAUUUGAGCACACCAGUCUCGCGGUUUGCCAACUUCAUCAAGGAGAACAACUAUCCUGAAACCACCAGUGCUGGUCUCAUUGGUUCCUGCACUAACAGCUCUUAUCAAGAUAUGACUCGUGUUGCAUCUUUGGUUGAGCAGGCCGAGAACGCAGGUCUUAAGCCGAAGACUCCUUUCUUUGUUACUCCUGGUAGCGAGCAGAUUCGUGCUACCAUGGAGCGGGACGGUCUUAUCGACAUUUUUGAACGUAAUGGUGCCAAGGUGUUGGCUAACGCUUGUGGACCCUGCAUUGGUCAGUGGGAUCGUAGUGGUGAGGCCGUGGUCGAGAAUAAACAGGCCAAUGCUAUUUUCACUUCCUUCAACCGUAACUUCAAGGCUCGUAAUGACGGCAAUCCAAACACAUUGAAUUUCCUGACUUCUCCAGAAAUUGUCACUGCCAUGGCCUAUGCCGGCAGCACCACUUUCAACCCUCUUACUGACAGCAUUGGCGACUUUAAGUUCUCUCCUCCAUCUGCAGGCUUUGAAUUACCUCGUGCUGAGGACGGCGGCUUCACUGAGGGCCCUCGCCGUCAGUUCUACCCCAAAUGGGACCCCACCCCUGAGCCAUCCACUGAUGUCGCUGUUUCUCCCGACAGUGAUCGGCUGCAGCUUCUUGAGCCCUUCGACAAGUUCAACGGCCAGGAGCUCAAAACAACUGUGCUUCUGAAGGUUCAGGGCAAGUGCACUACCGAUCAUAUUUCUGCUGCUGGUGUUUGGCUCAAGUACAAGGGUCAUCUUGAAAAUAUCUCCAACAACACCCUCAUUGGUGCUGUUAAUGCUGAAACCGGCGAGACCAACGUCGUUUCUGAUUUCGAUGGCACCAAGCUGUCCAUUCCCGACCUCAUGAUUCACUGGAAGGUCGAGGGUAUCCCUUGGGCUGUGGUUGCCGAACACAACUACGGCGAGGGAUCCGCUCGUGAACACGCUGCACUUUCGCCUCGUUUCUUGGGCGGACGCUUAGUUCUUGUCAAAUCAUUUGCUCGUAUUCACGAGACCAACCUCAAGAAGCAGGGUAUGCUUCCUCUGACCUUUGCUGAUGCCGCUGAUUACGAUCGAAUUGGAUCUCACGACGUUAUUGAGACUGUUGAUCUUCUCGACAUGCUUAACAAGAACGGCGAUAACGGCGGCACGCUCACCCUCCGUGUCACUAAGCCCUCAGGUGAGCAGUUUGAGAUCACCGCCAAGCACACCAUGUCUAAGGACCAAGUCGACUUCUUCAGAGCCGGCUCUGCCAUCAACUUCAUCGGCAAUCAAAAGUAG
Messenger RNA from Wickerhamiella sorbophila, 2343 nucleotides. RefSeq names its product Homocitrate dehydratase, mitochondrial. NCBI's taxonomy places the organism in Eukaryota, Fungi, Ascomycota, Dipodascomycetes, Dipodascales, Trichomonascaceae. The coding region runs from base 1 to 2343 and encodes 780 amino acids. The transcript has a single exon. Gene Ontology annotation, cellular component: mitochondrion; cytosol. Gene Ontology annotation, biological process: tricarboxylic acid cycle. The record is from RefSeq and is a predicted model, not a curated record. Gene Ontology annotation, molecular function: 4 iron, 4 sulfur cluster binding; aconitate hydratase activity.